GACACACCUUCAGAGGAUAAUAAAAAAUCGUCAGUUGUCAUGUCCGUGGUCUCCCACGUUUUUAAAAUCGUCUGCUGUGUGAUCAUAGUCCUCCUCUUUGAUUGGUCUAAAACCUAAACUCAGUGUUCAUAUCGUCACCUGGACUCUCUCACACCAUCGAUUGAGAUCCAAGUUUACCUGCUGUCACACCUGUGUGGGUGUGUCCUCAGGUAUGACUGGAGAGUGUAGGUCCUCUGUUCACUUAAUAAAACAGUUUGUUUAUUUCAUGAGGUCAGUGAACACAUCACGGGGCACUAUAAACACCAGACUUUCGCAACAACUCAACACAGGAGCUCGUAGGACUAAGAAGACAUGGCCAAUGACUUUCACUAAGGAGGAGCUGAAGGAGCGACUCACUCCGAAGCAGUACCAUGUGACCCAGGAAAGGGGCACUGAAAGUGCAUUCACAGGAGAGUUCACCGACCAUAAAGACGAGGGGACGUACACCUGUGUGGUGUGUGGAGCUCCUCUGUUCAGCUCAAGCACUAAAUUUGACUCUGGAUCAGGGUGGCCAGCUUUCUUUGACCUGCUUCAGGAGGAGUCCAUCUCAAACUCUGACGACUUCUCAUACGGGAUGCACCGAGUGGAGUCCACCUGCAGCCAGUGUGGCGCUCACCUGGGGCACCUGUUUGAUGACGGACCUCGCCCAACAGGAAAACGUUACUGCAUUAACUCCGCCUCCCUGGACUUCCAGGCCAAAGACUCCUCCCCCUCCUCAAGAGCUGAAGGAGGGGCCAAACUGGGAGGUGAAGAGAAAACAGAGCUCUGAGAAGUAGACCCACCUGUGUCCACACCUGAAAACAUUUUACAGUCUAAAAAACUGGGGGGGCGUGGAGGUGACAGGUGGGGGUAUAACAGUAUAUUUAUAUUUAUAGUGUUUAUAGAUGAUAUUAUAAUAUUGAACGUGUAUUUUUGAAGUGGUAUUAAGAAUAAUAUGAAGUCAUCUGUGGCCUUUAAGUUUGAUGAAACUUUGAAUAUCAAAUCUUCUUAAUGACUGUGUUUCUUUCACCAAAAAUAAAGAAAUUACAAAUAUUGAA
Molecule: messenger RNA, 1076 nt
Organism: Labrus bergylta (ballan wrasse)
Lineage: Eukaryota; Metazoa; Chordata; Actinopteri; Labriformes; Labridae
Source: RefSeq, a predicted model, not a curated record